Molecule: messenger RNA, 594 nt
Organism: Carya illinoinensis
Lineage: Eukaryota; Viridiplantae; Streptophyta; Magnoliopsida; Fagales; Juglandaceae
Product: putative RING-H2 finger protein ATL21B
Exons: 1
Coding region: 1-594 (197 amino acids)
Biological process (GO): protein ubiquitination
Source: RefSeq, a predicted model, not a curated record
AUGGAUGAUCUUCAAGCUUUUCUUUCCCCACCACCUCAUUUUCCUAGUCUUAAGUCCAGCAUCGAUACGACUAAUCAAGUAUUUCUGAUGUUUUUCUUCGCUGUAGUUUUAUGCUUCACAUUCACAUUUGCAAUUGCCCUCAUUCAGACCUCGCUCAGCGUGUUGGUUUCCUGUCUCUCAUUAUAUACGCGUAACGAUGAUCAUGAAGCAGGAGACACAAUUAACCGAACCUGGAUUGAUCCUGCUUCAUCUCAGCAAGAUGCAGAAUCUCCAGCUCCAGUCAGGAACGUUACAUUGUUGCAAAUACUGUUGGUGGAAGUAUUGGAUAGACGUACGGUGGAGUCGGAGGAGGUCCAAGGACAACGGCAGAAUCUACGAAACCUGGAUUUACUACCUCCGGCUAUAAAUUACAGGCGCCAGGACAUAACAUCAAGUCAUAGUGAAUGCGCCAUCUGCUUGGAGGAAUUCAUAGAUGGGGAGUCAUGUCGGGUUUUUCAUGCGUGCAAGCACCUCUUCCACUCCGCUUGUAUUGACAAAUGGCUCAGGCUCAAUCCGAGUUGCCCCAUCUGUCGCAACUUUGUAAUCGAUGUAUGA